This is a messenger RNA of Passer montanus (Eurasian tree sparrow), 2060 nucleotides long. RefSeq names its product dual specificity protein phosphatase 13-like. Gene Ontology annotation, cellular component: cytoplasm. The coding region runs from base 580 to 1194 and encodes 204 amino acids. The transcript is spliced from 5 exons. The record is from RefSeq and is a predicted model, not a curated record. Gene Ontology annotation, molecular function: MAP kinase phosphatase activity; protein tyrosine/serine/threonine phosphatase activity. Gene Ontology annotation, biological process: protein dephosphorylation; negative regulation of MAPK cascade. NCBI's taxonomy places the organism in Eukaryota, Metazoa, Chordata, Aves, Passeriformes, Passeridae.
ACUGGGUCACAUGAGGCACUUGGGACUGCGUCUCGGUUGCACUGACUGACGUUUCAGCACAGGGAAAGCUCGGUGCUGGCAGGAACAGCACCAUAGCUUAUGUGAGGACGGGAGUAGCAUUUUUUUGCAUAAGAUUCACUUAAAGCAGAAGGUUCAUUUUUCUGGCUGUUCCCCAUUGCAUCAGGGACGUAGUGCUGAGCUAAUCCAGGGAGGCGUCGAGGCGCGAGCUGUAUUUAGAGCCAGCCACCUGCUUGGGAACAUCAAGCGGCAGAAAGAGCCUGCUUCAGCAAAACCCUCCCCUGUGCAUCCCACAGCAGCGGCUUCCAGCAGGCCCUCCCUCCUCUGCCUGACUCUGCAUCAGGCCUCCAAAGGGCUCAGCACCUGAAGAUAGACCCUGUCAGCCCAGGAAUGCUCUGAGCCUGGCACUCCCUCUGCCCAGGAACUGCCAGAUAUUUUGGACAGCUGCAAGUGGAAUUAAAUCACGUGGGUGAAGAGUGGCCUAAUCUCUACAUAGGCAAUAUACAGUUUCUUGACCAAACUGAGGAAAACGAAAAGCUGUCUCUGAUCCACCCUGAGUGCAUGCAAAGGAGCAGCAAGAUGCUUCACACCAGAGACCCUUCAUCCCUGAGUAGCAACACGUCCUACGAAACACCGGCACUAUCAGAUCUGCAGCAGCUCCUGUGGCUCAGAGGAGGCUCCGAUAAUCACGUGGACCAAGUCUGGCCAAAUAUCUACCUGGGAGAUGCGUGGGCUGCUAGGAGCAAAGCUACACUUCAAAGCCUCAACAUUACUCAUAUCCUUAAUGCAGCAGAUGGACCAUAUAGCAUCAACACGGGAGCCAACUAUUAUGCAGAUCUGAAAAUAGAGUACUAUGGAAUAGAAGCAUUUGACGAUCCCUCCUUCGAUUUAAGUGUCUUCUUCUAUGAUGCUGCCAAUUUCAUAGGGAAGGCCUUAAACUCUUCAGGAGGUAAGGUAUUUGUUCACUGUGCCAUGGGAGUGAGCCGCUCAGCAACUUUAGUGCUUGCCUUUUUAAUGAUCCAUGAAAACAUGACACUUGUGGAUGCUCUGAAGACAGUGAGUGCUCACAGAAACAUCUGCCCAAAUUCGGGGUUCCUCAGCCAGCUCCGGGACUUGGACAUUAAACUGAACGAAGAGAGGAAAAGAAGUGGAGCAUCUGCUAUCAGAGGCCUGUAAGAGAGUAUUGCUGAAAGAAAGAGGGCAAAAUCUUGUUUGAUUUGCCUGUAUCUCUUAUAGAUGAACUGCAUUUAUAAAUUCAGGACACAAGUUUAUGGGACACCAGGACGCAUGUUAUUAAUAAAAGUAGAUUUUGCUUGAUCUUUCCAUUUUGCAAAGCCUUCCUAGAUUUAUAUUUACGAUUGGUUGUAUACUCUAUCCUCCACUCUCCACCUUAAAACAUUGCUGUCUGCUAGUUUAAAAGAAAAAAAAAAGAAAAAGAAAAAAAGUGAAAGAGAUCAGGUUCCACUUCAGAAAUAGCUGUGUUUCAGCAACUAGUGGAGCUCAUAUCAGUUUAUGAAGUGUUAGGCUAUUUGAGGUGAAAGAUGCCAUAUUAUUUAUGCUACAGUAAUGCUUAGAAGUUUUCUUAUGAACCUUCCCCCCACCCCUUCACUCCCUGUAUCUCAGAGGCUUUGUAUUUUGAGACUUGAAUCUGGCACUGGUUAGUUCUUGCUUUUACAAUUGGUGGAGCUCCUGAGUUGGGGUAAGAGGCUCUUUAAAGGCAGAGCAGCUGGGAAACAACAUAAGCCAUUCUAAGAAAUUAUUCCAGGUAUCUUUACAGGCUUUUCCUUUUGGCUGUUCAUGAGAGCUUUUUUUCCACCACGUAAGUACCUUUCCUUGAGAGGGCAUUCAAAUAUUGUUCAUCUUCCAUACUAAAAAUCAUCCAGGAAAUGCUGCAGAAAAUGCUUCUAAAGAAGAAGGUGGGUUCCCAGCUAAGGUUGGUGCAGGAAAAUAUUUGACAAAGUUCAAAUUUGUCUGGCACUUCAAAAUUAAAAACUUGGGAUUUUCUUUCUCAAAAAUAAAAGGUUAUUAACAUUGCAACAUCA